Molecule: messenger RNA, 1344 nt
Organism: Peromyscus eremicus (cactus mouse)
Lineage: Eukaryota; Metazoa; Chordata; Mammalia; Rodentia; Cricetidae
Gene: Rfxank
Product: regulatory factor X associated ankyrin containing protein
Exons: 9
Coding region: 433-1212 (259 amino acids)
Biological process (GO): regulation of transcription by RNA polymerase II
Cellular component (GO): nucleus
Molecular function (GO): protein binding
Source: RefSeq, a predicted model, not a curated record
UGCACAAGGAGAACGCGCGCAUGCUCCGCCGUACUUAUUGACCUCCGCGGAAGCCAUGCCCUGUCCUCGGAUCUUAAAGGGCUAGAAGCAGCUUCGGUUCCUUGCACUUUUGCUGGGAAGGGGUGCGCAGGCGCAGUGAGGAGUUCUCCAGUUGGAGUAGUCGUCGCGUAUUAAGUUGCUGCUGUCUGUCCCAGCAGAGGAAGCUAGAGUGCUGAGCGUCCGACCACCAAUUUGCACCUCACUAGAUCCACUGGACCAGAAAAGUUUGUGAAUAGGGGUUCCCGAGUUUUGGGAUACCCAGGCUUGCAGCGUAGGGGGACGGAGGAGGCUGGAGGGAGGUGAGUGGACCUCCUGUGUCGUAUCGUUUAUAGAGCCCUAAGUCAUUUUGGAGGACCCCGACCCAAAUAACCACAGAGGGACACUGCUCCCCAUAUGGAGCCCACUCAGCUUGCAGAGAACCUCAUCCCAAACCAGCAAUCCCCUGCUCCUGAACUUGAGGAUCCUGAGGACCCCAGAGACGAAUCCCCAGACAGCUCAGAUACUGUGGUCCUCAGUCUGUUCCCCUGCACCCCAGAGGCUGUGAAUCCUGAAGCAGAUGCCAGUGGAUCCUCAUUACAUGGCAGCUUCUUGAAGCACUCAACAACCCUCACGAACCGGCAGCGUGGGAAUGAGGUCUCGGCGCUGCCAGCCACCCUGGAUUCUCUGUCCAUCCACCAGCUUGCAGCCCAAGGGGAGCUGAGCCAACUGAAGGACCAUCUGCGGAAAGGUGACAACCUGAUCAACAAACCAGAUGAACGUGGCUUCACCCCCCUCAUCUGGGCUUCAGCCUUUGGAGAAAUUGAGACAGUUCGCUUCCUGCUAGACUGGGGUGCUGACCCUCACAUCCUGGCCAAGGAGAGGGAGAGCGCCCUGUCGCUUGCCAGCAUGGGCGGUUACACCGACAUCGUGAGGUUGUUGCUUGAACGUGACGUGGACAUCAACAUCUAUGACUGGAACGGGGGGACACCACUACUUUACGCUGUGCGUGGGAACCAUGUGAAGUGUGUGGAGGCCUUACUGGCCCGGGGCGCUGACCUCACCACAGAGGCCGACUCUGGCUACACCCCAAUGGACCUCGCAGUGGCCCUGGGAUACCGCAAAGUGCAACAGGUGAUGGAGAGCCACAUCCUCAAACUGUUCCAGAGUACCCUCGGGCCUGCUGAUCCCGAGUGAAGACGGCCUGUUGGGAACCCAGGCACUCAGGGAACAAACCAGUCUGCCCACAACUGGCUUGAGGCAGCUCCUGGACAGUGGUGGGAAGGGGCCUUCCCCAACAAGAACCAAUAAAUCUGUGGAGAUCUUGAA